AUGGAUGACAAAGUUCCAGUGAAGUCAAGUACUAGUUUAACUACCCCACAAGUCACGCUGUUCGAUCAGCCCCGCACUUGUGAGGCAAAGAUUGACGAUGGGAUAGGUGUUGACCCUCCGCGCCAAACACCCAAACGCUUCAAAUGGGACCCCCACAGAGUGAAGCAGUCAACUCCAAACGAGAAAGCGCGAAGGACACUUUUAGGUGGUCCCACUUCAGACCAUCCUCCAAGUAAAGCGGUCAUGAACAGAACGUUUGGAGCUCUGCUAUCAAACACCCCGCUCCCGUCGUCAGACGGUGCGGAACGGAAGCCUCCACUGCAGACUCCGCUUGUCUUGUGCCAUUCUGUGGAUAAAAUCGUGCACUCUACCGCCACCCUUGAUCGUUCGCCUGGGCUCAUACUUGGCCUUUCGCCCAUUCUGCCAGAUAAUCAGUCACUCGACGCAGAGGAGGGCGCUGAAUUUUCUGGAUCACAGCAAGUCGGCACACAGGCGCCCGCUAUGAAACUCGAAGAUACGCAUUCGGAACAACAACUAUCAUGCUCUUUUGCCAAACCAUUUCCCGUUAAAGGUUGCAAAAGACAGGACCUGAAUACGUUCACGUUAAACGAUUCUCCUAGGGGUACCCAUAACUGUUCAGGCCUGGAAGCGGUAGCCUCUGAUAACAGUUACCGGACUCCCACUUUCGCAGAACUUCAAGAAGAUUCCCUCUGUCAGCCGGGUUCCGCCAGUGUAAACUUUUCAGCUGAUAAGCAAUCGGACGGGGAUCGUAGACGUUCUCUUAUACUGAACUGUCGGAAACCGUUGCAUAAUUCUGUUCCUUCAAGCAGUCCCCGUAGGCAACCCACAGUGGACUUAGAUACAUUCCCAGUCACAGGCAGCCCGCGCCUACCCCCUAAUACACCUACAGACCAGGGAAAAUUUUCGAAGAAAGUCUCCUUUGGAAGUCUUUGCAAUUUGCGCGCUGGAACCUCGACCGAGAAAAAUAAGAAAACCACCGAAACCGUAGUUGGAUAUGGAAGUGAACCAACGACUUUCUUGCUUCCAACGAAGCCAGCAACACCUUUUCCUACGUCACAACUAGAAGAAAUCAAGGAUCAAAAACCGGAAAGCAGUCAAAAUGAGACUAUCAGAAAAUCGACAGAGGCCUCAAAAGCAACAAAUUUGGAUUGUUUGAAAGAAAAGCAGUUAACCACCAGAGAUUUUGAUCUAAUCUGCAGCGGUUGGGAGGAGCUUGAUACUUUCAUCUGCUGCUACAACAUACUAAACGGACUCAGUAAGUUACGUUUGCGCAUUAGACCAUAA
Molecule: messenger RNA, 1305 nt
Organism: Dibothriocephalus latus
Lineage: Eukaryota; Metazoa; Platyhelminthes; Cestoda; Diphyllobothriidea; Diphyllobothriidae
Source: the annotation of a GenBank genome assembly